AUGCAUUUGAAAAGACCGGUUGUCCAGCAGGCUAAGAUAAAAGGUUUGUGUGGAGGUAGUUCUUCAGGCAAAACCACAGUGGCUAACAAGAUCAUUGAAGCUUUAGAUGUUCCUUGGGUGGUGCUGCUUUCUAUGGAUUCCUUCUAUAAGGUCUUAAACAAGGAAGAACAAGAAUUAGCUGCCAGGAGUGAAUAUAACUUUGACCAUCCUGAUGCUUUUGAUUUUGACCUAAUUAUACAUACCUUGAGGAAGCUAAAGAAAGGGAAAAGUGUGAAGGUUCCUGUUUAUGACUUCACUACGCACAGUCGAAGAAAGGAUUGGAAAACUGUAUAUGGAGCAAAUGUUGUGAUCUUUGAAGGAAUACUUGCAUUUGCCAACAAGGAACUUCUUAAGCUAUUGGAUAUGAAAGUUUUUGUGGACACUGACUCUGACAUAAGACUUGUUCGACGGCUAAAAAGAGAUAUAUCCGAGAGGGGUCGUGACAUUGUUGGUGUCAUCAAACAAUACAACAAGUUUGUCAAGCCUGCCUUUGAACAGUACAUAGAACCAACUGUACAGCUUUCAGACAUUGUGGUUCCUCGAGGUGGAGAAAACUUUGUUGCUCUUGACCUGAUUGUCCAGCAUGUCCACAGUCAGCUGGAAAAGCGUGAAAUCACUGUAAGAGCAGCCCUUGCCUCUGCCCACCAAGGCCAACCUCUGCCAGAUAAGCUAAGUGUCCUUGAAAGUACACCACAGGUUAGAGGAUUGCACACAAUUAUCAGGUAACUUCAGAUGUGCUUUCAUGUGUUUUAAGAAAUGUAUGAUUUACGUGAAGCAGAGUACCUUACCAAAAGGGUAGGAAGACUGCUAACAUCUUAUUUGUACAGCAAAUGGGUAUACUCAAUGAAGGAAUAGGAAAAACUGAGGACUGCAUAUG
Molecule: messenger RNA, 916 nt
Organism: Chiloscyllium plagiosum (whitespotted bambooshark)
Lineage: Eukaryota; Metazoa; Chordata; Chondrichthyes; Orectolobiformes; Hemiscylliidae
Source: RefSeq, a predicted model, not a curated record